AGACAUACACAGCGAGAGAGAGAGAGAGAGAGAGAGAGAGAGAGAGAGAGAGAGAGAGAGAGAGAGAGAGAGAGAUGGAUUUCAGUGAGGCGGAAGGAUUGGAAGGGCUGCGGUUUUCGUGGAACACGUGGCCGACAUCACGAAUAGAAGCGACGCGAGUGAUCGUACCGUUCGGCCUGAUGUGCACUCCUCUUCAGCAAGUGGCAGAGCAGGAGGUUCCCCGUCUUCAGUACGAACCUGUGCUUUGCAAGGGCUGCCGCGCUGUUCUUAAUCCUUAUUGCCGUGUGGAUUUCCAGAGUCGUUUCUGGGUUUGUCCCUUUUGCCAUCAACGAAAUGCUUUCCCGCCUUCGUAUGCCAGCAUCAGCGAGGACAACCUUCCCGCCGAGCUCUUCUACGGCAGCGCCGCCGUGGAGUACAUGGUUCCUCCUCAUCGCAGUCGUCCUUCUUAUCCUCCUGCCUUCCUUUUUGUCGUCGACACGUGUCAAUCUGACGAGGAAGACUUGGAGGCCUGCAAAGCUGCAUUGAAUCACACCCUGACCUUGCUCCCGGACCACGCGUUGGUAGGCCUAAUCAGCUUUGGAACGAUGGUUCAGGUGCACGACUUAGGGUUCAAUGAUUGCCCGAAGGCGUACGUUUUGCCAGGCGAUGCAGAGCUGCCGCCGGAGAAAGUGAGGCAGUUGCUAGGGAUAGAGGGAGGGGGGGGGGCAAGAAGUGCUAGUGCUGCAGCCGCUGCUGCUUCCCCUCAGCCACGUGGGUACUACCACGGAAUUGGAGUAGGAGGGGGAGGAGGGGGAGGAGGAGGGCGAAUCGGCGGAGGAGAAGUAGGGGUGGGUGGUGGUCCACGUGGCGGCGCCAUCGGCAAGUUCCUGAUGCCGGUCUCCGACUGCGAGUUUGCCUUUACUACAGCCGUCGAUGAUCUUCGACCUAAUCCGUUUCCAAUUCCCCGGGCACAUCGGCCUGUCCGAGCGACCGGGGCGGCGAUCGCGGUAGCCGUGAGUCUUCUGGAAACAGCGGUGCCUCAGUCGGGCGGGCGAGUCAUGGUGUUUGCCGCAGGUCCGUGCACGUGCGGGCCGGGAAAGGUAGUGGAUCCCGAUCUUGGGGAGAGCAUACGGACGCACCAAAACCUAAUCAACGAGGACGCUAAGUACUUCAAGCGGUCGCGGAGGUUUUAUCAGCAGCUGGCACAACGACUCGUGGAGAACGGGCAUGUUCUGGACCUGUUUGCUUGCUCACUGGACCAGGUGGGAGUAGCAGAAGCGAAGUCGGCGAUCGACUCAACGGGGGGGUUGAUAGUGAUGGCAGAGACGUUCUCCUCGCCGAUCUUCAAGAGGUCGCUGCAGCGAUUGUUCCGUCGGGAUCCGGACGGGCAUCUGGCGAUGAGGUUUGAAGGGACAGUCGAGGUCGCGACGACGAAGGGGGUGAAGGUCGUCGGAGUAAUUGGACCGUGUUCGUCGGCCAACAAGAAGAGCACGUGCGUCAGUGAGAACGAGUUAGGGAUAGGAGGGACGUGCGCGUGGCAGCUGUGCUGCCUCGACGAGAGGACGGCGCUGGCGGUCUUCUUCGAGAUCGUCAAUCAGCACUCCAAUGCGGUGCCGUACGGGGAGUCGCAUUUCUAUAUCCAGUUCACGACGCAGUACCAGAACGCGGAGACCGGGGAGCGGAGGUUGAGGGUGACAACCGCUGCCCGAAGGUGGGCGGCAGCGGCGGAAUCGUCGGGAACCGGGGGAGGUGGGGGGGGGGGGGGGGAGACCGCAGGCGGCGGCGGGUUUUUUGGUGGCGGCGGUGGUGGUGGCAGCAAUCAGCAGGCGAGUAUGAUUGCUGACGUGGCAGCGGGAUUCGAUCAAGAGGCAGCUGCCGUCUUGAUGGCCCGCAUUGCUGUCUGGAAGACAGAUCACGAGGAGUGCUUUGAUAUCCUUCGUUGGCUCGAUCGAAUGCUAAUUAGGCUUGCUGCCAAAUUCGGCGACUACGAGAGAGAUGAUCCUUCUUCUUUCCGCCUUGGCGCCAAUUUCACUCUCUAUCCCCAGUUCAUGUUUCAUCUCCGUCGCUCCCAAUUUCUGCAAUCUUUGAAUAACACCCCUGAUGAGACCGCCUACUUCAGGACGAUGAUCAAUCGGGAAGGGGUGUCGGGAUCGCUGGUCAUGAUCCAGCCUACCCUUCUUGCUUAUUCCUUCGAUGGUCCUCCGGUACCGGUCCUCUUGGACGUGACUUCAAUCUCCAAGGACAAGAUUUUGCUCUUCGAUUCCUGGUUCUAUCUCGUCAUUCACUAUGGUUCCCAAAUCGUUCAUUGGAAGAAAGAAGGCUACCAUAACGAUCCUGCGCACGAGAUGUUCCGCAAGCUUCUCGCUGCUCCUCUCGAGGAUGCAGAGUCGUUCAUUGCUGAUCGCAAUCCAGUGCCAAAGCUGAUUGAAUGCGAUCAACAUGGCAGUCAAGCGCGUUUCCUCCUUGCAAAGCUUAACCCAUCGGUAACCCAUAAUAGUGCACAAUACGGGGGGGGUGGUGGAACGAAUAGCGAAGUAAUCUUCACGGAAGAAGUUAGUCUCCAGUACUUCAUAGAUCAUCUGCAGCGACUCGCUGUUCAAUCGUGAUUAGGAAGAAGUUGUGUGUUAUGUGCUAAAGGAUCGUGAAAGGGAAGAUUGGUGCUGGGUGUAGUAAUCCUGAUUUGGAGGUAGGUUUCUGUCCUGAUUAGCAAUAGGUCACCAUCCUAUAGAGUGCAUCAACCAGGAGGAGGAGGAGGAGGAGGACGAGGAGGAGGAGGAGGAGAUUACAGGGUGCAUCAAUGGGUGCGAUCAAGUCGAUCGUUCGGGCUAUCAAUCAAUCAAUCAAUUGAUC
This is a messenger RNA of Chara braunii, 2829 nucleotides long. NCBI's taxonomy places the organism in Eukaryota, Viridiplantae, Streptophyta, Charophyceae, Charales, Characeae. The record is from the annotation of a GenBank genome assembly.